AUGCAGAUUAACAUUGCCUUUGCCGCUUGCAUUGUCGCCGCCGCUGCCACUACUGUUGCCGCCCAAGACACCUUGACCUCGACCACCUCGACCACCACUCCCGCCGGAGUUAACUAUGCUCCUGGCAGUAUUGACACUGGCAGCAUGGCUCCCCCGUCUUUCUCGCCGCUGGCCAACGUCAACAGCCACUUGGCGCGCAUGGUCUCGUUCCUCGACAUGUCCCGCAUAUCCAAUGUCGAGACCACGUCCCCGGUGAUGCUCACCACUGUGUUUGACCCGGCAAUCAACAAGUUCACGCACCUGACGCUCAACGUCAUGCAGACGAGCAACGGCGCUUACUACCUGCCCGUGUGCGCUGUGGACUCGAUUACCGCCGCUGGCCCCGACCAGGUUGCGUCGACCGACAGCUGCCAGUUUGGCAUCCAGAUGUCCUCUGUUCCAGCCAAUGUUGUGCGCACAAAGCUCGGCGCGGUGCAAAGCCUGUUCCGCGCAAUCAGAAGCGCUGCAAGCCACCCGGUAUUUAAUCUCGGCGGAUUUUCAAUGACCAGCACGACUAGCCCCCAGUCUGGUGCUAGCGCUGGCAUGCAGGCCAUGUAA
Messenger RNA from Kickxella alabastrina, 597 nucleotides. RefSeq lists its product as uncharacterized. NCBI's taxonomy places the organism in Eukaryota, Fungi, Kickxellomycota, Kickxellomycetes, Kickxellales, Kickxellaceae. The transcript has a single exon. Bases 1 to 597 code for a protein of 198 amino acids. The record is from RefSeq and is a predicted model, not a curated record.